Messenger RNA from Bombyx mandarina (wild silkworm), 2334 nucleotides. RefSeq lists its product as uncharacterized. The record is from RefSeq and is a predicted model, not a curated record. NCBI's taxonomy places the organism in Eukaryota, Metazoa, Arthropoda, Insecta, Lepidoptera, Bombycidae.
AUGAAAACGGAAAAUGAUCACGUUCUUAGUACGGCCACUUGCGGUGACUUGAGGAAAAACGUGGAAAUAAAAGGCCAUCCUAGAUAUAUAACGAGUGAGGGCUAUCAUGGCCUCAAUAAAAUAUCCAGUAAGAAAUCAAUGGUACGCUCAACUAGUACAAUAUUUUACGAUCUAGAUGAAGUAGCGAAAAGGCAUUCGUUUCACUGUCUGAAAGAAAAUGUUUUAUCUAACAACAAUAUAUUAAAGCUAGUGAAAAACCCAACGAAUAAGAACAUUCUCGGUGGAAAAUCCGAAACCAUCGUCCAAGAUUGUGCGAUGCAAGUACAACCGAAUUUUAAAAUUUAUGACAACGCGGGUCUUAAGAUUAAAAGGAUUAAAAAACGUAAUGACCAUGACGAAAUUCUAUCAUCUGAAAUAUUUUUGAGAGACGACGAGCAAUUAUGUAAUCAGUUUAAAACACAGUGUUAUUAUGAGGAUAAUGCUCCCAAUAGGAAUCAAAAAUUUUGGUCCUAUGCAAAAUAUCAAACAGAAAAAUCGGAUGUGGUUUCAGAAGAAAAAAAAUCGAAAAGAAAGGACCGCGGUAAACGCACCGAAGAUCCUUGUCCUUGCCAAUUAUUUUCAUACGCGUGUCCUUGUACCAACAAAAAGUCUCUCACUGAAUUAGCAAGGAACAGCAAGUCAUUAACUGUUGCAGAUAACAUAACAAGCACCACAAAUAUAUUCAGGAGUGAACAAAGAAGUAGUAAUAAUACUAAGAAGAAGAAUAAGCACAAAGUUCUUAGCGAUGAUAAAUCAAACACACGUGGACACGUUGACAACAAUAAUGUUGUAACAAACGAACAUAUUAGUGAACUAAUGAACAGAAAUGAUUUAAAUUUGAUUGUGGAUAAGCCUACUGAUAAGAGCCACAAUAAAAGUAAAUCUUCAAAUAAAAAAGUGAGAAAAUUGAUCUGUCCAAAGUGCAAAGAAAAGGUAGAAGUUAUAAGUAUUACUGAAGAUGAAAAUGCACAUAGCAGUUCGAUAAUCUAUCACAGUAAGGAAAUAUCGUCUACAACUGCAUACGCAUACAGGGCAUCGCCAACCGCACAAGAAAGUAGAAUUGCAAAUGAUGAUAUAUGCAACCAUGAACCGCGUUGUGAGUUAGUCCCUGUAUGUCAAAUAUUACCUUGUGAUGAAUAUGAUUGCGAACAACAUAAAUACAACAAACAGUCAGCGAUUCCAAAGUCAACCCCUCGAGUUCUACGAAUCACAAAAGCAUGUAGACACCACCCUCCAUGUACCGUUGUCCCUUCCUGUCAAAGGGCUACCGUAUUAAAAAACAAUUGCGAAUUCAUUCCUCCUUGCCUACACCGUCCUCGAUGCAUAAAUCUUCCUCUUUGUGUACCCUUACCUAAAACCCCUCAUCGCGAAGAAUAUUUACCCAAACCUACAGAAGAUGAUAAUAUUAAUUACCCACAUUAUUCGAGAUGUACGUAUAUCCCGAUGUGUCAGCACGAUUCACACAAUUUGGAUAAACAAAUACAUAUGGUUUCUCGAUUGCAAAACCAGUGCGAAUUCAUGACGGGAAUUCAGCAAGCACCAACUUAUUUAAUUGAACCGCAUCCGCAAGGCAUACCGAAGAACGUAUCUUCUUGUAAAAAGUCUCGGGUUCCGUGUUCUUGUAGAUCGAAUAAAUCAUGUCAGUAUAAUUGUAUCGAAUGUAAAUGUCGUAAUUCGCAUUUGUCACCCAAGAAGAAUUUAAGUAACGAGACAGUUGUAUUCAUCAGAGAUGUGGGCUGUCAGUUCAGAAACAAAACAUAUUCGCCAAUAGAUUCAGUGAUACGUUCGAAGUCAUCAAGCGCGUCAUUUGAUUAUGUAAAAAUGGGGGACUACUGUACGAAUAUUCACACCUUGAGGUACGAAGAUAAAUUUACAUCGCCAAUAUCGCGAAUAGAGCUUUUUAUGUCUUCGGGAUCAUCGUCAGAUGAAAUCAGUCCAGGCUGUCAGUCUAAUGGCAUGCAUGAUGAACAAAGUAGCCAUAAAAUUGAAAAAAGUGGUUUUAAUCCCAAUGCCACAUAUAUUACAGCGUAUAACACCCAAAUGGAGCCUCGUUCGUGUGGAAUUUUCCAUACGUAUUCCUCCAAAUAUCGUGACUGGCUAUAUCCUUCCCAAACGAAAUCACGAAAAAGUUUCUCGAAAAACAAGAACAAAAGAAUGUUUGCUGUGAAGACACGAAGAAAAUCUAGGACGAGCAAACACGCUAUCUGUUGUCAGUCGAAAAAAGCUGUAUACCCGGAACAAAAGAGGUCUUAAAUGUAAACGUCACUAAAUUUGUGUUGACAUAAAAAGUAUUGA